Molecule: messenger RNA, 1386 nt
Organism: Leptinotarsa decemlineata (Colorado potato beetle)
Lineage: Eukaryota; Metazoa; Arthropoda; Insecta; Coleoptera; Chrysomelidae
Gene: p130CAS
Product: Serine_rich_CAS and FAT-like_CAS_C domain-containing protein p130CAS
Biological process (GO): cell migration; cell surface receptor protein tyrosine kinase signaling pathway
Cellular component (GO): plasma membrane; cytoplasm
Molecular function (GO): protein binding
Source: RefSeq, a predicted model, not a curated record
GACUUUAUUUUCAGGUAAUCCCAACAACCAACUAACCCCUUCAAGUUCAGCAAGUUCCCUUACGGCAGACUCUUUGAGUUCAUCUAAUCGAAGCAGCUUGGCCAAUAUGCCAGACUAUGAUGUUCCUAAACCAUACGCCAGAGGCCCUCAGAUAGUUCUACAACCGCCUCAACACUAUGAUGUCCCUUCGCAACUGACUAAAGAGCUCCCACUCGAACUGAACUCGGCUCUUGAAAACUUGGAGAGACUACAGACUGACACAACCAGCGCAAUAUCUAAACUAUUAGGUUUUGUGGGACAUCAGUGGAGAACCAAGGAGCGCUUGGAGCCUAGUUUGAUGGAAAUCAAGCUGUCAGUGACGAGGCUGCGUGUCUCGCUACACGACUUAGCAGAGUUUGGAGAAGGGACCCUGGGAAACGCCGCCCGGGCUUCGGAUAAGAACUUGGCCGGAAAGCUAGCACCACUAGUUUCUGCCUUGAAGCGUUCUGAUAUUUUGGUACAGGAAGCUUCAGAAAAAUUAGCCAAGCACAAUUGGUCACUUGAGCUGCUUUCAAGACCUGCAGAGGAAGAAAAAAUUAGAAAGCCUGAUGAGCUGGAACAACUGGUCGCCUGUUCCAGAGCCCUAACGGAGGACAUCCGGCAAAUAGCAUCUUUCAUUCAAGGUAAUGGUCUUUUGCUGUUCAAAAAGGAGCAGCAAGGCAACAGCGAGUGGGUUGAGGAAUAUGACUACGUAAGUUUAGACUCAAAAGAGAACAUGGCUAAGAACCACGCGGAAAUUCUCAAGGACCUACCACAGAGCCUUCGCAAAGGCUAUGACAACUGUGUUAAGAUUGCUGAUUCAAUUGCUUUUGAUAAUGAUCAUAAAUCUCCUGGUUUAGACUCUGAUGAUAAGCAGUUGUUGACAUUUUAUGCUGCACAGGUUGUUACACAUCAUACCAACCUCACAAAUGCUAUAGAUGCAUUUAUCAAGACUGUAGAGCACAACCAACCUCCUAAGAUAUUUCUGGCUCACGGAAAGUUUGUAGUACUGAGCGCACACAAGUUGGUACUCAUUGGAGAUACGGUUCACAAGAAUAUUUCUUGUAGGGAGAUCAAGGAGGGGGCUAUAAAUUGUGCCAACGCAUUAUCUGAUGCUUUGGCGAGCAGCGUAAACAAAACUAAGCAGGCAGCUAUGCAGUUUCCUUCUGUCACAGCAGUCCAGGAGAUGGUGGACUCUAUUGUGGAUAUUUCGCAUGCGGCGAAAGCUCUGAAGGUGUGUCUGGUACAGGCUGCAGUACCCCUAUAACUUUUCAGGUUUUUAUAAUUUUGUUGACAGUUUCCCAAAAAAAUUAGUAGGUGAAAUAAAUGAUCUAAUGGCUUUGUUUAAAACCAUUAUGAAUUACUUGA